Messenger RNA from Seriola aureovittata, 1820 nucleotides. It is a transcript of the gene myl7, whose product is annotated as myosin, light chain 7, regulatory. Gene Ontology annotation, biological process: heart contraction; cardiac muscle tissue development. NCBI's taxonomy places the organism in Eukaryota, Metazoa, Chordata, Actinopteri, Carangiformes, Carangidae. Gene Ontology annotation, cellular component: cytoplasm; myofibril. The transcript has 7 exons. Gene Ontology annotation, molecular function: calcium ion binding. The record is from RefSeq and is a predicted model, not a curated record. The coding region runs from base 665 to 1183 and encodes 172 amino acids.
GUUAAUGAAAUAUAAGCGACCAACCAUAAUCUGUGAAUGUAACAUCUUUCCUUUACAUGCAGCAAUUAAUAUGGUAGAUUUUGUGCUUUCAUUACAAGAACACACUGUGAAAUGGAUCCAAAACGUUAAGAUUACAAACAAAAAGAUUAAGAUGGUUUCAUUAAUUUACAACAUUUUAAAUUUAAUUUAAAAAGAGAGAGGAUAGAAAUUCAUCAGAAGGAGUCCACACAUGUCUCUCAGUGCAUGGGAGACCCCUGAGCUUAAUAAGUCUCAUUUGCUGCAGGAAAUUAUUGUAUUAAGGCUUAAGGUUUGCUGCGCUGCAUCACACAGUGCUGUUUCUGAAGUCUCAAUAAAAGACUUUAUUUGACCACUGAAGAGUAACUUCAUUUGGUUGAGUGACUGUCAAACGUCAGAGGUCACUUUCCCCUGUCUCCUCUCUCCCUUUCUGCUCCUCAUAUCUUUAUUUUCCAGCCCAGAGGAAUCCUGGCCGCUUCACCUCUUAUCAGGUGCCUUUAGCGACCCACAGAGAGCAGCCGUGGCCAUGUAAGGGACUGUGCUGGCCACCGCAGGCUAUUAUAGGAUGGUAGAAGAUAAGAUGGGCCAUACAUAAAACCCACCCCAGCAUCACACCUCAGCUGGGAGUCCACAUAACAAUCGUUCAGACAUGGCAAGUAAGAAGGCCUCCAAUAAGAGACAGAGGGGAGGACAGAAGUCUUGCUCCAAUGUCUUCUCCAUGUUCGAGCAGUCCCAGAUACAGGAGUUCAAGGAGGCUUUUGGCUGCAUUGACCAAGACAGAGACGGAGUUAUCAAAAAACAAGACCUGAGAGAGACGUAUGGACAGCUGGGGAAGCUGAAUGUCAAAGACGAGGAGUUGGAUGAGAUGUUGAAUGAGGGGAAGGGCCCAAUCAACUUCACUGUGUUCCUGUCUCUUUUUGGGGAGAAACUCAAUGGUACCGAUCCUGAAGACACCAUACUUGCUGCCUUUAAGCUUUUUGAUCCCAAUGGGACGGGCUUUGUCAAUAAGGAUGAGUUUAGGAGGUUACUGAUGAACCAAGCUGAUAAAUUCUCAGCAGAGGAGGUGGAUCAGGCCUUUGCUCUCGCUCCCAUCGACCCAACUGGUAACAUCGACUACAAGUCGCUCUGCUACAUCAUCACACAUGGAGAUGAGAAGGAAGAAUCCUAACAAGGGCCGCUAUCUGUGGUCAGGUCAUACAGGUCACCAGGCAGCCCGAUGAUGAUGAUGGUUGUCAUUCAAAUAUACGAAUGUUUGAUGGAAUAAUGUUGGGAUUUCUUGAUUCAUUCAAACUCAACUGUUCAAUGGUUAUAAAUGCUGCAGUUCUGCUGGUGUUAAAAACUGGCUGAUUUGUUUAUGAGAAUAAAGUGUUGGUUCCUCAAAAGCUUCUACGAUAAUUUCAAAUGCUCAUCCUGUUAACCAACACUGCACAUAGAUUAGGACUAAAAACUCAUUCUAAUCGCUGUGAGCCUAAAAGAAAAAUCUGAACAUUACCCACUGAAAAGCUCAGUAAAUAAAUAUCUGCUGAAAUCCUGUCUUUGGUUAUGUAAUAAAAAUGAUAAUAAUAAGUUUAACUCAACUCAGGAAAUAUGUAACUUGAGUUAGAAUCAUAUCCACAUACGACACUUCUUCUGUAUAUUGAGAGAUAAUGUAUGGGUAAACAUAAAAAUGUAUGUUCAAUGGCUGUUUGUACUGGUCAGUAAAAAACUUUAUGAUACAAGAUUUUCCACACGUUGCUUGUAAAAUCAUAUAGAACUAUUUCUAAAUGUUUUACAGUAAAGUAAAAUAAAGUAAAGUUACGUAAAGA